Botrytis porri is the source of this 813-nucleotide messenger RNA. RefSeq lists its product as uncharacterized. Gene Ontology annotation, cellular component: cytosol. Gene Ontology annotation, biological process: pentose catabolic process. The coding region runs from base 1 to 813 and encodes 270 amino acids. Lineage: Eukaryota; Fungi; Ascomycota; Leotiomycetes; Helotiales; Sclerotiniaceae. The transcript has 3 exons. Gene Ontology annotation, molecular function: aldehyde-lyase activity. The record is from RefSeq and is a predicted model, not a curated record.
AUGAAAAACUCAAUUAUUCAAACCCUCAUCCACGCGAAUCAUAUUUUGCAUCAUCAAAAUGUUGUCGAUGCUUAUGGUCAUGUGUCUGUUCGUCAUCCGGACAACCCAGGUAUCUUUAUCAUGUCGGCAUCGACCGCGCCAGCAUUGGUCUCUUCAAUCUCCGACCUGGUACAUUAUAAUGUAUCCGAUGGUGCUCCAGUAGAUCCGAAGGCGAAGAAAGGGUAUCAAGAACGGUUUAUCCACAGCGAAAUUUACAAGAGAUUUUCAGAAAUCAAUUGCGUUAUCCACAGUCAUGCCGAAGCUGUAAUACCCUACACGAUGAACGGAGUCCAGAUGAGACCGAUAUUUCACAUGGCUGGGUUCCUAGGUGACCACGUACCUAAUUUUGAUAUCACGGAGCUAUACACCUCGAACGAUAGACAAGACUUCUUGGUGAACUCUGGACGGUUUGGCAGUGCCUUGGCCGAGAAAUUCUCCAAGCCGGAAUCAAGCACCCAAGACUAUAACGUCGUCUUAAUGGCGAAUCACGGUUUCACGACGGUAGGAUCAAGUAUCAAGCAAGCCAUCUACCGUGCCAUUUAUACUCAAGUCAACGCGGGUCUCCAAGCAAAAGCUGUUAUGCUCAGGAAUGCCGAGGAAAGAGUUGCUGACCUUGGCCCUCUUAGGUUUUUGAAUGCCGAACAAGCUUCUGAUUCCGAAAAAUUUAAUGAUGAUACCGUAGAAAGACCUUGGCAAUUAUGGGUGCGAGAAGUUGAGGCAAGCCCUUUGUAUCAGAAUGAAGCAACAAAGAUGGAUUCCUCAGAUCAGGUAUGA